This is a messenger RNA of Bursaphelenchus xylophilus (pine wood nematode), 5664 nucleotides long. Lineage: Eukaryota; Metazoa; Nematoda; Chromadorea; Rhabditida; Aphelenchoididae. The record is from the annotation of a GenBank genome assembly.
AUGUCAGAUCAACAACCUUCCCCGCUCUCUCAAACGGAACUAGAAGAGAGAUUUCGCCGGCAAACUGUAGCAAAGAGGAUUUUGAGAAAACUGCCAAAUGAAGUAAGUUUAUCAGAUUUGAAAAUAGUGUAUCAGUCUGUCGGGGAAAUAAUGUGGAUUUGUCGCAGCGCAAAUCCCGUCGCUGAAUUCAAAAGCUAUUUGAUUUUGCUGCGACACAAUUCAUUUUCUCGGCAGCGAUGCGAUUUUCGCGGCGCCAGAGUGCUCAUUAUUUUCCCGACAGACUGAUAGACCCGUCAUUUUUGUCAUGAUACUUGGAUUCAUAUUUUUAGAUCAAAACCAUGGUAGUCAGGGGACUGCAUUUCAUUCAGUUCGCCGACUCCGUCAGUCCGAAUGAUCCAAAAUAUCAAGUGCAAUUUGAGGAUGCAUGUCGAAGCAAUGGCUUGCUUCGAGAAAAGGGGGCAUCGUGGGGGGAGGAAUUUCAAAAGUAAGUUGCGUACUGACAACAAAUCAAAUUCUGGUCCAUCCGUAGUGCUCAUUAUUUGCGGGCACACCAUUUUCGGCACUAAUUUUAAUUCUCCAACACCACAAGCAUUGUCGAAUAUCAGAAUUUGUUUUUGUGAAAAAAGUUCUAUCAGUCUGUCGGGAAAAUAAUGAGCAUAAUCUCACUAUGCUGAUCUCGUAGCUGAAAUAAAAAGUAGUUUGAUUUUGCCGCGAAUUCGGCUCAUUAUUUUCCCGACAAGCUGAUAAUGUCUGUUAGAGUUCCAUGUCUAUUCAAGACGGUUUUCGGUGGAUAUUGUCUUUUCCAGCACUUCUGGAACCACUUACGUGUUUCUGAUCACUAGGUCAUCACUGUAUUUUCAGAUUCCUAUCGUCAUUGCCUCAAAUCCCACUAACCGGUUUGCUUGAAAGAAGUAUGAAAAACGACCGCAGAGUCGCCGGGAAGCCCAUAUUUCUCGACCGGCUCAGCGAACAUCGAGGGACAUUCUGUGCAGUCGAAAUCGAAACGACAGUGAAAAUGUCUGAAAAUGAAGAGACUUUGGAAGACUUGGAAAUUCGCAAUGUUUCACUGACAAAACUCGGUGGAGAUUUGCGGAUUGAGUUGGGCAAUCCCUAUGAUAUGGCUGAUGCUAAAGAUGAUGGGUCUUUUCGUAAAGAAAUAUGUGUAAGCUUAAUAAAUAUUUGCGAGCAAAAAAUUCUGCAAUUUUUUUUCGAGCAUGCCGGACAAGGGUCAUACAUCCUAAAAAGUUUAGCUCGCGCUUUACAGGCCCUAUUGAAAUAAUGAACAAUGUUUGAGGCCCGGCCCAGGAGCCAUGUCUAACCGAGUAUCCCGGCUGCCCUGCCAAGAGCGAGCUAGAUUUUUUCAUAAAUUAACCUGUGGCGCUAACUCAAAAUGUCCAAGAAGUUUAUAGAAAAUCUGUGCGCCGCACUGUGAGCGCUUCCCCUGUACGUUGCGGCAGAACUCCCCCUUUACUGAACUCUCCUUCUUUUUUUCCAGUUUCAAAAUGAGGGGGAGUGUUCAAAAAAGGGGAGAGUUCAGAUUGGGGGAGAGUCCAGGCUCAACCUCCCCUGUAAACCUCAAACACUUUCUUUCUUUCAGUCGAUCGGGAAAACAAUGCGGAUUAAUGAGGGCAUGGAAUCGCCCUUCCCCUCAUCCCCAAUCCGUCAACUAGCAUUCGACAGUCAAUGUGUCUACUACGAAAAGGGCGGAAGGUUCUGCGCGAAAAGCCUCGAUUCUCGCAACAAGCAUCCGGGCCAUGUGGCGAAUUCCCUGUGGCCCAAAAAGCACGCCUUCGUCGUCAGCAACAACAAACUGUUCGAGGUGACGACGCACAAGUAUGUGGUGUGCUACGACCUGGACGCGGGGCACGCUACGGGCACGUACGACAAGGAUAUAUGCCAGGUAUUUUUUUUUAAUUCUCGGUACAACGAAACCUGUUAUCCGUUUGUCGGGAAAAUAAUGAGCACUCUGUUGCAUCGAAAAUGAAAAAUUUCACAGUGUAAAAAUUUAAGCAGCGAAAAGUCUAUGCACGUUCAGGAAGGGUGCGUAGUCUUCCAGAAUCAGUCUGUCGGGAAAAUAAUGAGCACGUGCCGAUCACGUCGCUGAAGUGAACAGCAAUUUGAUUUUUCGGACACAAUUCAUUUUCUCUGCUGCAAUGCGAUUUUAGAUGCGAUAGGGUGCCCAUUAUUUUCCCGACAGACUGAUAUAACCAAUUAAUUUUUUGGUCCUUUUGCGAUUCAUUCAUCAUAUAAAGGUGGUCAUAUAAGAUCUCGGAAUUUUUUUUUUCCAAAUCGCGAUUUUCGGUGCACAAAAAAGUCGACGCCCAAAUCGAAAAAUUGGCGUCGACUUAAGACCCCGAUUUUUAACUCGGCACCCAAUUCCAAAAUUUUUAAAGUGUGCACCAAAUUCCGGAAUUCGGUGUUGACUUAAGCCUUCGGUGCAGACUUUGGGGAACAGUUGACCCAUUUUAUAUUCCUGCUCGAGAAGAUUUUUUUGGUUUUCGCCAAUCUUCAAGAUAUAUUUUAUGAAUGAAGACAAGAUGGAAUUAGUCCAAAAAGGGAAUUUUUACCAAGAGCAGCCUGCCCUGUUCGAUUUGAUGUCUAGAUUUCCCGUUUUCUGCUCGAAUAAAGCAGCAUAAAACUUACAUUAUCCAUGGUACAACAAACAUCACAACAUUCCAAAAUUUGGUGCUUUAUCCGAGCAGAAAACGGGAAAUCUAGACAUCAGAUCGAACAGGGCAGCCUGCUCUUGGUAAAAAUUCCUUUUUUGGACUAAUUCCAUCUUGUCUUCAUUCAUAAAAUAUAUCUUGAAGAUUGGCGAAACCCAAAAAAAAAUCUUCUCGAGCAGGAAUAUAAAAUGGGUCAACUGUUCCCCAAAGUCUGCACCGAAUUCCGAAAUCCGGUGUCGACUUAGGGCUUCGGUGCAGACUUAAGACUUUGUGCACCGAUUUCGAAAAACGGGCGUUGGGUUUAGCAAAAAUGCACCGGAUUCCGGAAUUGGGUUCCGAGAAAAAAUUAACUCGACGUCAAUUUUUCGAUUUGGGCGUCGACUUUUUUGUGCACCGAAAAUCGCGAUUUGGAAAAAAAAAUUCCGAGAUCUUAUAUGACCACCUUUAUAUAGAGAUUUCACCGUAUGCAUCCAUCCUUACGUUUUUUUGGAAUAUAAAUUGUCGCAUUAGUGCAUCCAUGGACCAAAGGCUUUGCAAAUAAAUUUUAGGCCAAAAUCAGCCUCUGUAAAGCAAAACCUUUCCAAAACGGGCUUAUUUUCCGCUCCCUUUAAUUUGUUGUACAGAAAUUUGACGCGAUUUUUCUUUCAGUCUCCUUCAUUGUAUGCAUAUGAAAAUUCACUUGUCGUAUUUGAUCCAGAACAUAGUAUUUCCAUCUAUCAUUCGCAGCCGAGGCGUCUCCAAAGGACCGCCAUUUUUCGCUGCCAAAAUCGACAGCUCAGUCGGAGUGCGUUCUUGUUGCUAUUGGACCAAAAAGACGGAUGUGCGUUGCUCAAGGUAAUCAAGACUUAUGUUGCAGUGCCGGACCUAAUCCAGUGGCAGUAAGGGUGCCAUUUUGCAUUCGAACAACCGCCAAAAAAUGUAGCAAAAUACAGUGUGCGACAAAAUUAUAACCGCACUUUAGAAAUUGCUGUAACUUUUUUGGUUGUCAAUAGAAAUGUGUCAUAUUUGGCUUCAAUAUGCACUAUUGUCUUACAAAUCAUGUGCCAAAAAAUUAUUUCGGGAAAUUCCCCAAUUUGGAAAAAAUUGAAAAAAACCAAAAUUUUGGUGAUUUUCUUUGCGACAAAAUUAUAACCGCACUUACGAAUUUGGUUAUUUAGCCUAACUAAAUGACUAAAUAACAAUAACUAAUGUUUAGAUACGUUGCUUGAGGCUUCAAUAACGUCGACUGAAUAGUUGGGAAUACUCUGGGCAAGCUUUUUUAACCUCUUCUGGCCAAUACUGUUCCAGUAUUGGAAAUGUGCCUAUUUUAUCUCCGUUACUGUAAAAUAAUGCUUGUUGUCGCGGUGUAGUUAACAAAGCAGGAAGCCCCACACGUUAUCUAUUUGAUUUAAAUCCAAGGAACGCGUGGGCUCGUCCGGGAUAGCAUUUCUUGGCUGUUUGAGGAGCAGCUUUGACGACCAGCUAAGGUAUACGCGAGCACUGCCUUGCAUUAACGUGUACUCUGGUUGCCAAUACGCUACCAGAUGCUUUCCUAAGACUCCUUAGUACUCAAGGAUACUCAUUUUGAGUUGAUGUGGCCGCCAACGGAAGCUCUACGGUUCUUCGAAUGCGCCCCAAGUUAUCAACGAGCCACCUAAAACCUAAAACGUUACAGUGCGGGAAAUUACGCGUUUCUCUUUAGAUUUUACGUCUAUAAUGUCGGUAAUGUGUGAAGCCGUCAGGUACAUCAUUUGGCCAUAAAAUCUCCAAGGAAUUUGGCACUAUCAUGUGAAACUGACCUUUAACUAAUCAACCUGUUUUGCCAAUGUCACCUUGGCAAGUCUCGGCCGCGCACUGCCGUGAACCCGAGACAGCUCAGGCCACAACUUCAUAUGACGCCCAGUGAUGACGUAACUGUGUCUCACAACCCCCAGCAUAGCUUCCCUCCUACAAUUGAGGCCUAUUUCUUAGUUUAUAUGAGCCCAAGGCAUCGUAGAGUUGGAAGCUCGGCGGAUAUAUCCGCCCUUGCUCUUCUGCAGUGGUACACCUUUUUUGCCAGGCCGUUUAGAUGUGCUAUAGGCUUCUGGGUUACUCAGUUAGUUACUGACAAACUCUUUUGGAACGGCCUACCUGAGCUAAAGUAGGCACUUUUCCGAUUCUGGCACAAUAUUAGCCAGAAGAGGUUAAAAAAGCUUGCCCAGAGUAUUCCCAACUAUUCAGUCGACGUUAUUGAAGCCUCAAGCAACGUAUCUAAACAUUAGUUAUUGUUAUUUAGUCAUUUAGUUAGGCUAAAUAACCAAAUUCGUAAGUGCGGUUAUAAUUUUGUCGCAAAGAAAAUCACCAAAAUUUUGGUUUUUUUCAAUUUUUUUCCAAAUCGGGGAAUUUCCCGAAAUAAUUUUUUGGCAAAUGAUUUGUAAGACAAUAGUGCAUAUUGAAGCCAAAUAUGACACAUUUCUAUUGACAACCAAAAAAGUUACAGCAAUUUCUAAAGUGCGGUUAUAAUUUUGUCGCGCACUGUACCUACCUCUCCAAGCAAGAAAACUCCCAUUUCAAAAAGCGCGCCCUCUCUUUUUUUGCGAGGCAAAGGGGCGCCCUUCAAAACGGAGUUCUUUUUUUAGUUGGAGAUGGAGGCAUUUUGCUACAUUUUUUAUACUUCCCGGAUGCAAAAUGGUAAUUUUCAGACCACUGGAUUAGAUACGCCUCUGCAUAUGAAACCUAUGACAAGAUGCUCAAAGUUUUUUCGCUCGCAUUUUCCUCCAUGGUGUUUUAUUUUCCAUUUCCAGACGUUUACAAUUACCCACAGCAAGCCAAUCCAACAGACCGUGCAAAAAUGCUCAUCAAACGCAAUAUUUGGACGUUAUAGCGACAAUGUCUUCUUUGUGAUAGAUGGUGGCAAACGGAAUAUUUUUUACAUGGUUUCGGCGGAAGGUAUGGCAAAAGUUCAUCAUCUUUAGCUAACAAUAAAACUUUAAUUUCAGAGCCUCCUCUCCUCAUCUUUGCUGGUCCUGAUCUCUCAUAG